Molecule: messenger RNA, 5315 nt
Organism: Klebsormidium nitens
Lineage: Eukaryota; Viridiplantae; Streptophyta; Klebsormidiophyceae; Klebsormidiales; Klebsormidiaceae
Source: the annotation of a GenBank genome assembly
CUACUCGUUCAUAGAAGAAACAUUGCAGGACGGUGUAGAGAGUCCGCUAUGCUCUGCUUGUGACAAAACACAGCUCAUGUUGACACCUGAUGAAUGGUGGUAAUUUCAGAAGAUACAACAAUCACUCUAGUGAGCUUUUUUAAACGCAGAAUGCCGAAUGUAUUGGCUCUAGCAUUGUGAAGUAGGUGCAUACUCCCGCACCCAUGGGCGCACAGCCGGGCAUUGAAUACCCCCACCACCGGAACUGAAAUGGACAAUGGCUGCCUCUAGUGGCAAUCCCGACAAAAUGGCGCAAGGGCCGCAGAGUGCCGCAAUGCCAGCUGGCGAAGAGCCAAAAGCGGCCCCCCAGAAGCGGGACCUCAUGCUCGAGAUUUGGACGCUGGUUGCGAUCGGCGUGCUGGUCCAUGGGGACUGCGGUUCCUACCGGGGUGUGCACUUUGCGGUGCACUUGCAAGGCCUGCAGCACAAGAAGCGAAUCUUAGCGUUGAACCCGACUAAGGAGGGCUUUCCUGAGGAGAAGGUGAAAACGCUCAUGAGCGAGCCUUUCAAGCUUUUCUAUGAGGGGCCGGAGGGGGAAAGUGAAGGGAGCCGGAAACUGGUGAUGACGUGUCCCAGCAGCCUGAAGCUGGCGGCAGAUUGGAAGGCGCGUGGGUUUGUUGGAGUGCCGAAGACGGGCGCGAACGAUGCCUUUGGAAGCCCCAUCUUCUUCUUUCACACUCUGAAUGGCAAGCCAAACCGCAACGGGCCUUUAGUCUUGGGCUCGAUACGCGACGCCGUGACCGAGAAGAUCCGCUGGAACCCCGAGACUGGCUCCUCAAUUCACGGGACACUCGAGCAGCUUAACCAGAAGUUUGAGGAAGCGGUGGUCCGGUUGCCUAGGGCAUCCAAGAAAGAGGGUGCCAAGCCACAGGUGUGGGUGCAGAGGACCGGGCAGAAAAGGGGGGGGAGUGCGGUGAACAAGCUGAAGAGAAAGUGGGCAGGCGAAUUGGGGGGCUUGAAGAAACGGGUCUGGGAGGGGGGGAGUGCGCUGAGGCGGGACCUGAAGAGAAAGAGGGGCCAAGGGGAUGCAUUGGAAGGAAGAAGCAAGGUUAUGCAGGGGGCGAACGACAAAGUGUUAGGAAGCAGUCAGGGGAGGAAGAUGGGGCAGACGCAACCGAACACUACAGGAGGAGGGGCGGGCCUGAGCAAGGGCCCAGUCGCGUCGAAAAAAGAAGGGACUGAGAGCACAACAAAAUUGCAGCAUGGAUUGAAAGCCUCCAGUGCGAAAGCUGAGGGCUUGAAACACGAGAAGAAAGUGGUGGGCAGUGCGCCGGAAGUUGGAAGGGAGCCUCAGGAGCGCUGUGGUCUGGAGGGCAACGCAGGGGGUGGGCCUGUGGACGAAGAGAAAGAGCGUUCAGCGAUUGGCAGCUUGAAGCAGGCUUCAGAGAAGCAGAAGCAGGAGGGAAAGGACUCCGAGAGUGAAGAGGACGAUGGUGGAAAUGAUGGAUCAGAGGUGCAAAAAAGCGGAGUACAGGGUGACAACGCUGGGGUCAAAGAUACUCAUGGUGGGGGCACCGGUGGGCCUAGCCAGGCUAACAGGGAGCGCGUAAACAAUGGCCAGGCCAUUCAGGCGGAGGUGGGCAGCGGAAAGCAAGCUGGCGAUCGGGGAAUUGGAUUGACUGCGGUUGGGGGCGAGAGAGAGCGGGCAAAGCCUGCGAUGCUGGUGAAAGGGCCAGGGCUGAGGCUUCGGAUAUCUCUGAAAGAUCUGCCAGGGCCGGUGGCGAAGGUGCCGCGUCACUCAGGGUCGGUUGCACCGCAGGGGCAGAAGCCUGCGGGUUUGGAGGGGACAACGGAACAGUUUGGAAGCGGUGUUGUUGGGGCGAAAUUGAAGUCGGAGGGGGAGAAAGAUGAGGUGGUGGAAUGCAGAGGAAGGUUGCCUGGCACAGCGGCAGAGCGAGGCAGCGGGGGGGUUGGGGAGAGCUCGGUCAGGGGGGAUGGAAGCCCAGUGGAACCUUCAGAGGCGAUCAAGGGACAAGCCGAGGCAAAACGGAGGCCAGCAACCGAGAAAGGCCACAGGGCGGAAGGCGGGACGAACGGGGAGAGAUCAGUUCUCAGCAGCGAAGCCUUAGGAACGAGCAGAUCCGACAUUGUGUCGGCGCGGGAAGGGUCCGAGCCCGAUGAGAUCGGGCAGCCUCAAACUCCGGAUAGUCACACAGCUGAAGCGAGGAAAGCAAGAGAAAAGGAUCGCAGGGCUGCCUUCCCAUUAGAGCCGCUCGAAGAUGCGGAGGCUGUCCGAGAGCUGGUGCGCAAGUCCGCUCGGACAAAGCUGUUUGAGAUGCAGCUGGUCACGGGAAGGUACCGCGACGUCGAGCGCGCUUUGCUGGAGUUGCUGAAAGCGCCGGACUGCCGCCCCGAGUUCAAAGUGGAGCUCAAGCUAGCGCUGCGGCAGAUGCGCGAGGGGGACCUCCUGGCCCCUCCUCGCUGGGAGCGACUCGAAGAAGCGGCGGAGAAAGAGUGCCCAAAAGGCUUUGAGGAGAUGCGGGCGGAGCGAAGUCGCAGCGGGGGGGCAGGUAGUCUGCAACUCGGUAGCAUCUUUGCUGACGGGGCUCGUGACGUCAUUGCUGGCGUUACCGUGCUGGGCCCAGCAGAGAAGAUGCGGACGUGGCGGGAGGCGAGGGUUCGGAAGAUGACGUCAGCACGCGUGGCGCCCGUUUUCGUGCCCAGCAGGGGGCGGGCUGACCUUGCGUACCUCAACUUUGAGGCGGAGUGCGCUUUGGGACCAAGGAGGGUAGGGGAGACGCCGGUGGUGGUGUUCGUGAGGGGCGACGAAUUAGAAGCGUACCGUGCGCGGUGGCCGGAGCUGCUGUUUGCCAUUCUGCCAAGCGGGCAAGGUUGUAGCAGCAUCGGCGGAGUCCGCAACACGAUGAAGCGCUUUGCCGCAGCGGCGGGCCUCUCGCACUACUGGGAGAUCGACGACAACGUGAUGGGCUUCGUGGCCGGCCCGGAGAGGCGCCACGUGGCAAUGUGGGAGGCGCUGUUAUAUGGGCAGCGGCAGAUGCUGGAGUGUGCGGGGGAACGGGUCGGGGUGUUCGGCUUCGAGUGCUGGAAAGGACUGGACGACAUUCCAGAGGACGGGGACCUGUUUCUGAAAGCGAACUCAGCGUCCAUCUACAAGGUGCGGUUGAUUGAUUGCCACGUCACCGCGGGCAUGCGCUACCGCCCGUUCCUGCACAGCAAGGAGGACAUCCUGUUCAACGCGGAGUUCACCUGCCGGGGCGGCCGCACCCUCAAGAGCCUCUGGUUCCGCUACGUGCGCUCGUUCUGGUCCCAGGGCGGCUGCCACGAUGCCCGGAACCCUGUCCAAAUUACCAGCGUAUCUGGGGUAGGGGGAGCGGACAAUCUGGCAAGAUCGGCGGGGACAGGGGCGGGAGAAGAGGGCCUCUUGGGUGCCAACGCGUCUGGGCCUGUCGAAGGCUCAGAAAAGACGGUUUUGGAGGUGCGGUUAGACACGGCUCCGGAAAAGGCGGCAGCCGUUUCUGCACUGUUCCCGGCAGUCGGGCCGAGGCCACAGUUUCUGGGGGUCAACAGACCGGGACCGUUGAGCGGAGCGCAAGGUGGCUGGAGUAUUCCCAAAGUGGACAGCGGCGUGGCGGGCUCUGAUCGCCUCCACGCUUCUGCUGCGGGUUCGUUGGAGCCACGCAAACGUCUUGGACCUCUAAACAUUCCCGCAUCGGUCCCAGAAACCGAGAUUCCGGGUCCCCCGAGCGAGUAUCAGCCAGCGGGAAGAGUUCAGAGGAAGGUCUCUGCUCGGGGCGGCGAACUUGGCUUCGGGGCGGCGUCUCCAGUAGCGACCCGGAGAACGAAAUGCAGAAGCGCCUGCGAUUCAGUCGAAGACGGCUCUGCAAAUUUUGUGCAACCUGUCCCCGGCGCGCAAACAAGGCCGCUAGGUCCGGAUCUACCUGUUCCGCCUGGCACCCCUCCACACCAAAGCUCCCCGGAUACCCCCCCCCAAAGCAGUGCGCCGGAAUACCCGCCUGGCUUGAGCUCGCCAGGCACCCCCCCGCGAGGUGGAUCCUGCUCUAACAAUCCGUCCUCCCCUCGUGAAACUGUUAGUAUUCCCCCGAAAUGGGGUGUGCCAAAGGCACUCGAAGAAGAAAGCGACGGAAGCGAUGAUUCAGCAGGAGAGUCAGAGUCAGAAGCCGAAUCCGAGGCCCAUUUUGGAAGCCCGCCUCGGUCUUUUCCUGCUCCUCUAAGGGAAGCGCCCGCGCCUUUGACCCCACCGCCUGUGACCCCGAGGAAACAGAAAAAGCGACCGAGCGUAAAAGCCGAGCGAUCGAGGCCGGCCUGGAUGGAGCGGAGUAAAGACGAUGAAGAUCUAUUGGGGCCGGCCGUGGCAAUGACGGGUGCAGAGCUGGCCGCGGCGCUGCAGAGUGACGUCACGCUGACGGAGGCCUACGUCAAGGAGCAGCGGGCCCUGCGGAAGCGCGGCCGGCUGGGCGGGCUGUCAGGGAAGCUGAAGGCCGCCGAGAAGCAGCGGCAACUGUUAGCGAAGCUAGAUAAGCUCCUCGAGAUGGGGACGUACAGCAUCGUGAAACGGAAGAAAGUCAAGCGGAGAGCGGUGCAAGAGGAUCACGAUCUAUGGGAGUGCCCGGGAGACAUGUUCAGCGGACAUGCGCAGGGGAAAACUAGAGCGAAGAUUAAAUUGGCCGAGGCGGCGGACAUAACGGUUAUGAAAGAUGAGGAGCUGCGGGAAACGCACCGGGAGAUCAUGGCCGUCGCGGAUAGGCUGGGGAAGAAGGGCCGCCUCCGAAAGAGCCCGUUCGGGGGGCAGGUGAUCUUGCGCCUCGCGCGGCUGCUCGCGUCGCGUAAUGCGCGUGUGCACCAGCAGGCCGCGCGCACGCUUUCGGACUUGGCGGGGCGGUGUGACGUCACGGGGUGCGCGAGACGGGUUGAGGGGUUCAGGAAAGCGGCGCGAGACGCUUUGGGGUUUCUGGUCGACCACUGGGAGCUGUUUAGGGACGAGCGGUUUGGCAUGCGCCUGAUCGAGGUUAACAAACUGUUCCGCCUGGGCUUGAUAAUGUUUCGUAGGCGUGUACUGACGGGUGGAUUCGAUGCAAAUGUAAGCUGAAAGGGCCUCAUGCUUCAGUUUGUACUAGGCCAAUCGUGGCACACCUGCGCAUGUCUGGAUCUGAGAGUCUAGCAGUGGAUGCGCAUUUGAAGCUCAGCAUAGUAUACAAGCCCGCUUUCAGACAAGGCUGAUUGAAGUUCCUACGAACUGGUUGAACACAGCCGAGGAUGGAUGCAAUCUACAAGGGUCGGAUGUGACCGUGCAUGCA